Messenger RNA from Exophiala spinifera, 2613 nucleotides. RefSeq lists its product as uncharacterized. The transcript is spliced from 6 exons. The coding region runs from base 1 to 2613 and encodes 870 amino acids. NCBI's taxonomy places the organism in Eukaryota, Fungi, Ascomycota, Eurotiomycetes, Chaetothyriales, Herpotrichiellaceae. Gene Ontology annotation, cellular component: retromer complex; retromer, cargo-selective complex; late endosome. The record is from RefSeq and is a predicted model, not a curated record. Gene Ontology annotation, biological process: retrograde transport, endosome to Golgi; intracellular protein transport.
AUGGCCGCGGCAGGCCCAACGGCCGUCGAGGACCAGGGCAGGCUCCUGGAGGAAGCCUUGGGUGUUGUGCGCCAACAGUCCCAGCAGAUGCGGCGAUGUCUUGAAACUCCUGGGAAGCUCAUGGAUGCUCUUAAGUGCGGUUCAACCUUGGUUUCUGAACUCCGGACACCAACCCUUGGACCCAAACAGUAUUACGAAUUGUACAUGGCGGUCUUCGAUGCGCUCAGGUAUCUUUCUGAAUAUCUACGCGACUCUCACCCGGUCAAUCACCUCGCAGACCUUUACGAACUUGUUCAGUAUGCAGGCAACAUAAUACCAAGGUUAUACCUAAUGAUAACGGUCGGGACGGUCUACAUGGGCGUUGAGGAUGCACCAGUCAAGGAGAUCAUGAAGGACAUGAUGGAGAUGAGCCGCGGAGUCCAACAUCCCAUCCGAGGACUGUUCCUACGGUACUACCUCAUGGGCCAAGCGAGAGAUUAUCUGCCCGCCGGCAAAGAGGAAGGGCCUCAGGGCAACCUCCAGGAUUCGAUCAACUUCAUCCUGACCAAUUUUGUGGAAAUGAACAAACUGUGGGUCCGUUGGCAACACCAAGGCCAUUCCAGAGAAAGGGAGCAGAGGACGCAAGAACGGAGAGAACUAGAACUCCUCGUUGGAAGCAAUCUCGUCCGCUUGAGCCAACUUGUCGAUCUAGAAACGUACAAGGCAACUAUAAUCUCUCCGCUGCUGGAACAGGUGGUGCAGUGUAGGGAUGUGUUGGCGCAAGAGUAUUUACUUGAAGUGAUCACCAAGGUCUUCCCCGACGAGUACCACCUGCACACCCUAGACCAAAUGCUGUCGGCAAUUGCCCGACUGAACCCACAUGUCGAUAUGAAGAAGAUUGUUAUCGGCCUCAUGGAUCGCCUGUCAACUUAUGCGCAAAGAGAGUCUGAAAGCUCGUCCGAAGAGGACAGACGAAAGGCGGAGGAAGAAGCGGCUAUCCGUAUGUUGGAGAAGAUUGACCUGAAUCAAGACGCGAAGCCAGCGCCAGCUGCCGAGCCAGCGUCUCCCAACACGAAUGGCACCGAGCCAAAAUCACCAUCAGAGUCACACCCGGUUGAGUCUGAACCAUCCACCCCUGCCACUCCGGCCACGAAUGGGGACAAGACUGCAAAUGGUGUUGGGGACGUGAGGUUAUUCGAGAUAUUCUACGAACAAGUGGUAAGCCUUGUGAAGACCAGAAGCCUACCAAUCCAGGAUACGAUGGCUCUCUUGACUUCCCUCGCCAACCUCGCUCUCAACAUUUAUCCGGACAGAUUAGAGUAUGUCGAUCAAAUUCUGGCAUAUGCUCGCGAUAAGGCUGCCGAGUAUGUCGAUUCUGCUGAUCUUCACUCCGCUGCUACACAAGCGAACAUGCUCAACCUCCUGCUAUCACCAAUUCGGACCUACUUCUCACUCUUCACCGCGUUAACUCUGCCGAACUACCUCCCUCUAUUCCAAUCACAAUCCUACGCCACCCGUCGUGCCGUUGCUGGUGAAGUAGCCAAAAAUAUUCUGCGCAGCCGGAUCAAGAUUACGACAACGCAGCAUCUCGAAGGUGUUAUGUCUUUGCUGAAAGUUAUCAUCAAGGAAGGAAUCCAACAACCGGGAGGAUACCCUGGGCUGAACCGACAGAGGGGAGGUGAAUCCGACGAGACGGUCGAAGAGCAGGGAUGGCUCGCACGGAUCGUCCAUUUCAUCGCUGGUGCCGACAAUGACACUCAAUUGAAGUUGCUACAACAAACGAAGAAGGCAUACGACGCUGGCAACGAACGAAUCAAGUACACCAUGCCAGCGAUUAUUACAGCCUCGAUGAAGCUCGCGCGGAAACUGAAAUCACGAGAACACUUUGAUGACAACUGGCAGACCCAGUCCUCAACCUUGUAUCGCUUCAUGCAUCAAACCCUGUCACAACUUUAUACCCGGGUCAACCCAGGAGCCGCCGAACUAUGUCUCCGUCUUUUUGUUGCUUGCGGUCAAAUUGCCGAUCAAUGCGGAUUUGAAGAGUUUGCGUAUGAGUUCUUUGCCCAAGCUUUUACUGUCUAUGAGGAUAGCAUAAGCGACUCGAGAGCUCAGUUCCAGGCAGUGUGCAUCAUUGCUGGCGCGUUACAAACAACUCGAGGCUUUGGAAAGGAGAAUUAUGACACACUCAUCACAAAAGCAGCUCUUCACGGAAGCAAAUUGUUGAAGAAACCGGAUCAAUGUCGGGCGGUUUAUCUGGCCAGCCAUCUCUGGUGGUGCGUUGAGAUACCAGGCAAGGAGGAAGAUCCAAAAGAUUUCUAUCGUGACGGCAAGCGUGUCUUGGAAUGCUUGCAGCGAGCACUUCGUGUUGCCGACGCCUGCAUGGAUGCUGCGGUAUCGGUGGAGUUGUUUGUCGAGAUUUUGAAUAGAUAUGUCUACUAUUUUGAUCAACAGAACGAAACGGUGACGACGAAAUAUUUGAACGGCUUGAUUGAGCUCAUUCACUCGAACCUAUCGACCUCCAAUGCAGAGGGCAAUGCCCAGACUAUGGAAAACCCCAAACGUCACUUUUUCCGAACGCUGGACUACAUUAAAUCGAGGGAUUUUGAGGGGGUGGUUACCGAAGCGCGGCAGUAG